Penicillium cosmopolitanum is the source of this 1335-nucleotide messenger RNA. RefSeq names its product zinc finger protein. The transcript has a single exon. NCBI's taxonomy places the organism in Eukaryota, Fungi, Ascomycota, Eurotiomycetes, Eurotiales, Aspergillaceae. The record is from RefSeq and is a predicted model, not a curated record. The coding region runs from base 1 to 1335 and encodes 444 amino acids.
AUGGAAGGUUUACGACGUGCUGCCCAGCACUCGAGCAAAGAGUCACCAAUCUUUGUGACCUCCUCACUUCGAUCGAACAUCAAUCUCAGCAAUGAACUAUCUGCAAUGCUUGACCAGCAUCACAAUGAAACUGUGAUCAACGACCUGGAACUCAAUGAGUGCUCCUCACCUGUCACCAUCCUAUCCCGAGUCCUCGCCCCGAAAUCCUAUUCGAGUACGGCCUCUUCUUUUGCCCUCUUCCAACAGACCCAACAACCUCUCCCCUUUGUGGAGUAUCGCGUCAUCGGUUUUGGCCAGUGUGGGCUCAUUUUUGAAAAGCCUGGACAAGGAUACGUUCUGAAAGUGGCGAAACGUUCAUACGAGGACGCUCUAUGGGCCGACUUGAAGGCACAUUUACGUGUGCAAGAGGCUUUCGAUAACCCCCAAAACAACCGCAUCGAAUGCCGCGUUCCGCGACUCUACUCUUAUGUCCCCAAGGGUAACAACGUGUGGUGGGAACGCAACAUGAAUCUUUUCCCGCCUGUCCACGACUCCAUUACCCUACCCGCCAUGACUUUGGUUUCGGAACGGAUCCUCCCCAUCCCCAAAAUUGCGCGAGAGGCUUUGAUCAGCAAAUAUUGUUCAGCGGAAUCGCGUGCAUUUGUCGCUGCCAACCCUACAGACCGUGACUGUUUGGCUCGCGUGUAUUUGGGUCGUCGUCGUGUCACAACAACCCCUCCCCCGAACUUCACACUUCGGAAUUUUAACCUUCAUCUCGACCAGAUGAUAGAUCUCAAGUAUCCUGUGCACAGCCUGGCUGCAGCCAUAGGCGAAGCGUUGGCCAUCAUUCAUUGGUCCGCCAACGUAGAUGCGUACGAUAUAGAGUUCGUUCUUGGGAGUGAAGGGGAUAGAAAGUACGGACAAGAUGUCCUUGCGUCUCUUACAAUGAGUUCAGACGAUGUGGCCGCUAUGGCACCCCACACUGAUAUCGAAUCGCUUCUGACCGUGAAUUUCAUGCGCCGCACCACGCGGUUGUGGGUCUUGGACUUCAAUCUUUGCAAUGGUUGGGAUGAAGCCGCGGCAAUAGACAAUCCAGAUGCCCUUGUCGCUCACCUUGUUGAAUCAUUCUUCGAGAAUGAUCCAUACUAUCCUUUGCCGCUAACGGAUGAUGCUCUGGAACAGAAGUUAUGGGAUGUUUUUCGUUCGAGUUACAUUGAAAAGGCCAGUCAAGUCCUCGACAGAAAGGACGGUCGGUUAGCUGGUCUUCCACGCAACUUCAUCAACGGGUGUAUCCGGCGGGAGAAGGAGAGUCUCGAGAAGGGACUCGGUCACGGACACCGCGAAGCGAAGCAGUGA